GUAAAUAUUGAUUUUAUGUUUUUAUUGUAAUUAAUUUUCUCACCAUCUUGCCCCACUGUCCUUCUCCCAUAAUCAUUGCAAUCGCUCUCACAUACGCAUGCAUACAAAACAAAAAAAAAGAAAUGAGAAAAAAAACAAAUUAUAUACGUAAAAAGACGUCUGUAUAUAUUUAAUUAAAUUCGUGAUUUGUUGGGGGUCUUUGUUGUUAUUGUUGGUUAUAAUUCUAUAUCACAUCUCAUCGGGUGAGUGCGGCAAUCGCUAUGCCCCAUCAUUUGCCACUGAGUAGGCAUCGGAGGCGAUUGCUUGCCGGGGACUUGGAGCUCGAAUCGGUUUUAAUUUGGAAUUAAUGUUCAGUGUCCGGGGUGAAGUGUCGCAUCGUGACGCGCGUCUCUCGAUUUCAAUUAGUCCCGCAGCUAUAAAGCAGCUUAUUAUUAUUAAGUCUUUUAGAAGAUUAUCUGUGCCCGGGAUUUCUACAUACUUCACCAGUGACCCAGAAAAACGCGACUGAGAACUGGGUCAGAGUGCCAAAAAGAGCAAAAAUUCAGCAAAGAAAGAACUGAAAACUGAAACUGAAAACUAUUAGCUGAGCAAAACGGCAUGAACUUCAAGUUCAGUGUGUCUAUUUUUAAAAAUAAUUAUUGUUAAAACAAAGCUGAGAAUAAAGCGUGAAUAAAAUCUUGAACCCGGUGGCCCCUGGAUGAGCCCAUAAUGAAAGGCAUCUGCGGUGAGCAGUUCAACAACUGCCUUCUGGUGGGGGAUUGUGACGACAGUGAAAAUGGAGCACCAGGACUGACAGGAAAUUAUCCCGGAAAUGCUGGCCUGGAACAGGAGGAGUCGGGUGAGGGCAUUACCGGAGAGGGUGGUGUUUUGGCUUUUGCCGCCCGCCGGAUUCGCAACCGGCAAGUGCACAGUAUGGCCGUGAGAUCCGCCAGUGGCUAUGAUACCCUGGAGCGACCCUAUCGACAUGACCAAUCCCGGGGUCGAUGGGCCAAGGCGGCGGACUUUUAUUUUGCCAGCUGUACGCAUGCCUUUAAUCCCCUCAUGUUCUCCGAAUACCCCACCUUUGGAUUACUACAGGGUGGCUGGAUAUUUUUCAUAGCUGCCUAUCUGUUGGGCAUGAUAUUUUAUUCGCUUCCCAUAUUUCUGAUCCAAGCAUUUUUGGGACAAUUCUCAUCUUCUGGAUCAAUAUCAGCAUUUCGGGUGUCGCCAAUAUUUAAAGGCAUCGGCUAUUCUAUAUUAUUCCUUAAUCUGGGCACCCUGACUUAUUACUGUAUUGGAGCCGGGGUGCCACUCAUCUUUGCCGUAAAUUCCCUCCACUCUGUGAUGCCCUGGAUGAGUUGCAACAACACUUGGAAUACUCCCGAUUGUUCAACCCAUGACAAUUACGAUAUCAAUGAAGACUAUGUUGAUCCCCAUUCCACAGUUGAGUUUUUUAGAUCGGUUAUUGCCUCAACUGCCACAGGAUCUACCUCCAUGACGAUAUCCGUUUCUAUGCUAAUAUCUGUUCUGGCCAUUUGGACAUUAGCUUUGGGUUUAAUGCUCAAGUCAGUUAAUUUUAUUGGUAAAUUUCUACGUUGUUCUUGUGUCCUGAUGUUUACCAUAUUUUUGGCCAUAUUCUCAUACCUUAUCAUACACGAAAAAGUCAGUUUCGAGACGUUGCAUUAUAACCUGAAACCCUCACUGGAUAGCUUCGGCAGCCUUUUUGGCGUAACACGUACUGCCUUUCUGAUGUCCGGCGUGGCCUUGGGUCCCGGAUGGGGCAGCGUCAUCACCCUGGCGAGCUACAAUAGUUUCCGCAGCGAUGCCGAAAGAAUGAGCUUUUGGGUCUGCAUCACCCAUGCUGCGGUCGGUUUAAUGGCUCUGCUCUGUUGCAAUGUUGCCCACGAUCAUUUUGAGGAUCAUGUCGGUUUGCUGCCUUAUCACGUGAAUGAAAAUCAUUCUUUGCAAUUUCUAUAUCUCUGUUUCUCGUAUCUUCUUGGUCGCUUUACGACGACACCGAAUCUAUGGGCUUUUCUCUUCUUUACCAUGAUAUUUUUAUCCGAAUUUUGUGCCUUGUUAAUCCAAAUGAUGUCCAUUUUGACUGCACUUUUUGAUGAAUUCGAGAUAUUGCGAGCAAAGAAAACACCCAUUGUUUGUUUACUGGUUUUUGUACUUGCAGGCACGUCAGUGUUCUUUUGCACACAGUAUGGAUUUAGUCAAUUUACGAUAUUGCCAAACUUGGCCAUGUUCACCCAUAUAAUUAUUUCGGGAAUACUGGCCCUGAUGGUUACCUGGGUUUAUGGACGAGUACGUUUCCAAUGCGAUUUGCAGUUUAUGCUGGGAAAGACGAUCUCAAGUGUCAAAAUAUUUUUUAUUCGCCUGGCUACGCCAAUUUUUUUGGGAUUUUGUUUGAUACAAGUUAGUUUCUUCAUUGAUUUACAUGAAAUUCACCAUGUUCUUAUUUGGAUUAGUCAGGGACUGGUCUUAGCGAUGGCCCUUUCCUAUAUGGUUUACAAAGUAUCCCAAACGAACGGAAGUUGGCGCCAAAGAAUCCAACAGUGUUUAGCUCCACACGACUGGCAUCCUGUGGAUGCGGAUAAUCGACGUUUCUACGAGGAAAUCAUGGGCAUUUCCGAAAUGCUAGUGAUCGAUACCAAUGCCAAUACCACAUAGUGCCUAAAAAUUUCGAAUACUCUUAAAAUCAAAACAAAAAAAAAAUAAUCAUAAAAAGAAUUCAGCCCUUAAUGGUAAAAGCUGAACUGAACUGAACUCACUUUUAUUAUACACCCAUACAGACACACACACAAACACGCACACUAGUAUAUAUAGAUCAAGUGCAAUUGGAGAUUGUUGAUUUUUGAAUAAAGUUGUACUGAUAUUUUCCAAAUGCCUAGCUAUAGAAAAACAGUAAACUGGUGAUAUUUAGUAGUUGCCUACUUAAAAGUUUAACAAGCUUCGGCCAAAAAAUAUUGUUACGAAUUAAUAAAAGUUUACUUUUAAAAGAUGUACAAAAAUAAAUUAAAUUUUAUUUAUAAAACA
Drosophila ananassae is the source of this 3018-nucleotide messenger RNA. Its product is annotated as sodium- and chloride-dependent glycine transporter 1. NCBI's taxonomy places the organism in Eukaryota, Metazoa, Arthropoda, Insecta, Diptera, Drosophilidae. Gene Ontology annotation, biological process: sodium ion transmembrane transport. The coding region runs from base 709 to 2652 and encodes 647 amino acids. Gene Ontology annotation, cellular component: membrane. The record is from RefSeq and is a predicted model, not a curated record. The transcript has 10 exons.